Scomber scombrus (Atlantic mackerel) is the source of this 6370-nucleotide messenger RNA. RefSeq names its product rho guanine nucleotide exchange factor 28-like. The record is from RefSeq and is a predicted model, not a curated record. Lineage: Eukaryota; Metazoa; Chordata; Actinopteri; Scombriformes; Scombridae. Gene Ontology annotation, biological process: regulation of Rho protein signal transduction. The transcript has 39 exons. Gene Ontology annotation, molecular function: guanyl-nucleotide exchange factor activity; protein binding. Bases 1 to 5526 code for a protein of 1841 amino acids.
AUGGAGCUGAGCAGGAGGAAAGUGCCUCUAUAUGGCCAGGCAAAGGUAUUUGCACUGGUCGAGGGUUUAGACUCUUUGCCAGAGGAUGCUGAGGUCUACGUUGUUCUGGAAGGAUCCACGCUGGUCCAUGUCACCAGGGCUCGGAGUGAUAUCAUGCUCUGCUUUAUUGUGCCUGGACAUAACCUUGCUGAGAUGGUGUCUGUCCAGGCUUACCUGUGCUCUGAAACCACACCCCUCACCUGGGUGGGAGGAGCUAUAUUGGAGUAUGUCCAAGAUGAUGCUCAGGACCUGGCAGAGCAUCUGGUAAUCCAUGGACAUUGUCUAAACUCAACGGAUCAUAUGGAACUGAGCAGCCUCUUCAACCUGGGCCAGGAGAGCUCUCGCUGGGCCAUGGAUCGUCGCGUGGCCCUGGCCAUGGCCAACCUGGAUAUUCCUCAAAACUGGAAUGUGUUGGGGAGCCACAGUGGAGACGAGCACAGUCCAAGAGAGUCUACCCUCCAUCUGGCUGUGCGAUGGGGUCUGUGUAGGCUGGCGGAGCUGCUGCUUUGCCAACCGGGGGGUCUCAUGGCUGUCAGUCUUCCAAAUGAAGAGGGAGUCACACCGCUGCAGCUGGCACAGGCAGCAGGCAACACAGAGCUCCUGGAGCUGCUCAUACAUCCACCCAACCCUUUAGCCACGCCUCCUGCAGGUCUGUCUCAGGUGUGGGCGGACCGGUCUCGCUUGCUGAGGUUCUGCCAUGAUAUGGGGAACCUGACCCUGACUGUCCGACAAAACCUGAGGUGGAGCUCAGAGGAGAGCCGACACGCUGACAUCCUGCUUCUCAGAGACAGGCUUAGAGAUGAGGACUUCCUCAGAGAGAUCAAAGCACUAAGGAGGGAACAGGUAGAGACCAUCUUCGGGAAGGAACAACUAGUGGAUCAUCCUGCAGAGAACGGACUGUAUCCUGAUAUCAAUGGAGAAACUUCAGCUGCAGAAGAAAAUGACUACGAGGAGCCGCUGAUGUUUUGUCUGAAUGAGGAGGACCAAGUGGACGAGCCAUCGCAGUCUGACUCUGAGAAAAGUCAGUCCAUAAGGGAGAGCCAGGCCUCGUCCCCGACUCUGGCUGCAGCUGCCAGACUGUCAGCAAUGAUCCAUGGCAAAGACAGAGUGUACGCCAACGCCAUGCUAGUGGACCAGGUAGAUGACGCUGACAUUAAAUACCGCUCUCCGGGGGAGAAGGAGGUGAGCCCUGUGCCACAUGUUGGCAGCCCGUGCUGGGACUUUUUCUCCAUGACACCCCAUAACUCUGGGAGCUGGCCCAAGAACCGGUACCCACCGUCGCCCCAUUCUGGGGAGAGGGGCAUUCAAGGCCCAGAGAAUCACAGGGAGCCAUCCCCUCAUGUCUCCCCUUCUCCUUCCUCUCCUUUUACUUCCUCUCCAACUUUUCCUUCCUCCCCCCUGGCUUCCGCCUUCCGUUUGCUCGAGGGAGGACAGAGGCGACAGACGCAGCCCUGCCUUCCAGUCUCUCCUGCGUUGAUGCGAGGAUGCAGCUUGCCAGUGGCGACGCGGGGCCUAAGUCCUAGUCUUGAGUGUGACAGUGGAGAAGAAGACAUACUGGGACAUUCCUACCCCUGCUCAUCUUUAAAACAGCAGUCCAUGCUGCGCUCCAUCUCAGGAGAAGAGAGGGACUCUUUCGACACUUCCCCGGACUUAAACCGCACACACUCGGACAGCACGCACAAGCCCACCAAGAACCCUGAGGAAGCCGAGGUCCGUCUGCGCUCCUACUCCUACUCCUCUCCAAAGGCAAAGCCGUCACGCCCGCUGCUAAACCGAGAUGCAACCAUCACUGACCUGGCAGAAGAUGGUGCGUUCAACAGCAGCGGCCGCUCUCUACUUCAAGCUUUAUCUCUCUCUAAAUCCCUCUCUCGUCUCAGCCAAGUUAAGCAGAGAGCAUUCAGCCUGACUGAGACUCCCAGAGAAAAGAGGGUUUUGGGUUUCCGUAAGCGGGCCCAGUCAGCAGAAGAGGAGAGCAGUGCAUCAAUCCAACACCUCACCCUCACAGAGUUCCUCAAAGAGAUCGAGGAUGAGGAGUGGGAUAAAUAUAUAAUCCCAUCUAAGGUCGAGUCAGAGAAGUACAAAGUCAGCCGAACCUUCAGCUUCCUAAAGAACAGGAUGUCCAGCACUCGUAACAAAACUAAGGUGAAGGGGAAAGAGGUGAAAGAGGGAAAGGAGAAGACAGGAGCCGCUAAUGGACACCAGUUUGUACCUGUGUCUCCAUCUGGUCCUGCUCUCUGUGUGGCCUGUGAUAAGUCUAUUUCUGGGAAGGAGCUAUUGCAGUGCUCCAACUGUUGCCUGAAUGUCCAUAAGAACUGUCGAGAGUCUGUCGCAGCCUGUGGCAAGAAGCCGCAGGAGAGGAAUGCAUUGCUGAUGAAAAGCAAGACCUUGUCCCUCCCACAGAACUUUGUGAAAGACAACUCUCCAGCCUCCGUCUUCUCCCCUUCCUCCACCUCCUCCUCUUCACUACCAACAAUGGCCAGAGAGAAGAAAGAAACAGUUGCUACUCUCACCAAAAGCCUCUCCAUCUCUAUAGACAGCAGACGGCUGAGUGAUACAGUACCAAUGGACGGUGAGUGCAGUGUAACAGCUUGCACAAACAGCUCAUUGUCUGACGAGGGAACACCGAUCACAGCGACUCCCCCUUCAACCGACCCUCCAAUCACCUCGCAGGAUGCUGGUGACGCUCCUCUAAUGAGCGACUUGUCAGCUGACCUGUUUGGACUUGAGGUGGAGUCCUGGAGUUUUGCAGUCAGUCCGGAGUUCUGCAGGCAGCUUGACAGACGCACUAUCAAACGUCAGGAUGUCAUUUACGAGCUGAUGCAGACAGAGCUGCACCACAUCCAAACGUUGACAGUCAUGUCUGAGGUGUUCAGGAGAGGCAUGCUGGAGGAGCUGCAGCUGGACUUGGACUGUGUGGCCCGGAUCUUCCCCUGCUUGGACCCGCUCUUGCUCUUCCACAGGAACCUCUUCGGAGCGUUGCAGGAACGCAGACAAGCUGCAACCCAACCUGACAACCACAGAAAUUACCUCAUCCAUCAGAUUGGAGACAUCCUGCUUCAGCAGUUCUCAGAUGAAAAUGCUGAGAAGAUGAAGCAGGUGUACGGAGAUUUCUGCAGUCACCACACAGAGGCCGUCAAUGUCUUCAAAGAACUGCAACAGCAGAACAAGAAACUUCAAAACUUUGUCAAACAACAGAGCAAUAACUCACUGGUCAGGCGAAGAGAGGUGCCAGAAUUUAUCCUGCUAGUCACUCAGCGCAUCACCAAGUACCCAGUGCUGCUGGAGAGGAUAUUACUGUACACCCAGGAGGGAAAGGAACACGUGGACUUGUCAAGUGCUCUGGCUCAAAUACGUGACAUCAUUGCAGCAGUGGACCUGACUGUAAGUAAAUAUAAUAUGUGUCAGGAGCUGCAGGAAGUUCUGGCCCGACUGGAGAACAAGAGCUUUGCCAAGCUGAAGAAUGAGAAGGUGUUUCGCAAACAGGACCUGCACAGCAAAAACAGAAAUCUGCAGCACAAAGGGCUGGUCUACUGGAAGACUGCCACAGGACGUCUAAAAGAUAUGCUGGCUCUCCUGCUCACAGACGUUCUGGUUUUCCUGCAAGAGAAAGACCAGCGCUUCAUAUUUGCAGCUGUGGACCAGAAGCCUCCAGUAAUCCCUCUGCAGAAGCUCAUUGUCAGAGAAGUAGCCAACGAGGAGAGAGGGAUGUUCCUCAUCUCCGCCUCCUCAGUGGGACCAGAGAUGUAUGAAAUUCACACCACCACCAAAGAGGAGAGGAAUGCAUGGAUGAGACACAUACGACAAGCUGUAGAGAGGUGUCCCGAGGAAGAGGAGGAAGAGGAGCGGAGUGCUGAAUCAGAGGAGGCCAGGCGAGCAGCAGAAGUGAGAGUUCAGAAGAUCUCUAAGUUCCAAGAGACGUUGUUGGGUCACGACCAGCGCAUCUGCGACAGCCUGGAGGAGAAAUUGCAGUUGUAUGCUGAGCUCACAGAGUUAACCCUUCGCUCACCUGAACCAGUGCCACAUCGCCAUCUGCUGGUGCAAUCAGAUGCUGAUACUGAGACGCCACGAAAGGCCUCCUCACUGCUCACAGCUGCACUCAGAGAAGCGGAGAACCUGAUUACCAUUGUGCAGGCUCGUGAUGGCCUCUCUUUACAAAGUCAGAGCUCUCCUCUCCAAGGACCAGAGUGCUGUAGUUACAACAGCCAUGGAAGCAGCAUCCAGGAGUCUCCCUCUGAGCCUGAUUAUCUGAGCACGCUUAGUAUGAGCUCUACCUCCCUUGGAUCAGACAGUGAGUUGACAGGGCUGGAUGGUGUGUUGUGGAGCUCUGCUGUUGAGCUGAGAAGAGGAGACACCAAAGAAACAUUAUCAAAGGUGGCAGAGAGUGUCCAGAGUCUCACGCAGCUUCUCUACAGUCUGCAGGCUGCUGUGACCCUCCAGGACAGCUGCUUUGAGGUCCAAAAACUCCUCCUUCAGGAAGGAGAAAGACCUCAGCUCAGGACCCUCACUUCCCUCCAAAACAACCUGGAGCAGGAGAAACUAAGAAGUAUUGAGAAGAAGAAGGAGGAAGUAGAAAAAAAAAGUUUAGAGAGGAAGAAAGAAGAGGUUGAUGAGGUGCAGAAACUCUAUGUGAGGCUGAAACAAGAGCAGCAGCGCUGGGACAAAGAGUGUGUGGCCAGAGAGAGACUACAGAGUGAGCAGGAGAGUGUGCUGGAACAGCGGGAGCAACAGUGCUUCCUUGAGGCUGAGCGGCUGCGCUGCGAACGUGAGGAGCUGGAGACACAGCUGCUGGAGUAUCAGCAGAGUCUGGACAGACUAAAGGAAGGCCAGAAGAGUGUGGAGAGGGAGAAGGAGAAGAUUGAAACCCAGCAGAGGCUUCUCCAGAGCUGGAGACACAACCGCCAGAGCAGCCUGCCUGUUACGAUACCACUUGAUGGAUUCAAGGUGCCCAGCCACAGUCGCUCAGGCAGCUUGGAUGGUAAUUGUUCACUGUAUGAGAACGAGGCGGCUUUACUCACCUCCCUCCAGCAGAACCACCUCCACCAGCCCACCAACACUAACCAGCACCAGCGUCUGCUCUCCGCACCGAAGAAGAACCGUGAUGGGCCCAUGCACAGCUCCAGCUACACUGCUAACCUUGGCCUCAGUGCCAGCCUCUAUAACAGCCUCAACACUUUGCUGAGUCAAACUCAUGGCAAACCACCUUCAGAUGGUCUGACGUACCCAAACUACAGUAACAAAGACUCUGUCUGCUCCUACAACAGCAAGGUUGCUGCACAGCCACAGAGGACCAACAAGACAGAUUUCAGUCCACAGUUGGACCAGCGCUCCCUGGGACCCUGGAGGUCAGAGGUGACAGGUCAAAGACUUUACGAGGAUGACUACUCUUCCUCUCCAUCUCUUACCCCCCUUCUUCCCCCGCAGGCUUACCUCUCUCUUGAAGGACAGAAUGGGGAAGAGGGAGGCGAAGAGAACAUUGUUUAUCUCUGAGAAUCAUGAGAGACAAACGACCAAUGCAAGCUGCCUGAUGUAUAACUGGACCGACAAUAAUAUACUUGUUGCUUCUAUGUGUUUAUAUGUGUAAAUUCAUUUAAAAAAAUCUGGGUAAUCAUGUAAGGGAAUAGUUGCUGGGAGGAAGUAUACACAGAUACAGUAUAUGUGCCUUUAUCAGUGUCAUUCUCCUCUUGCCUGAUGAAACCAUCUGUGCCUUUUCCCCCUUAAACAAGCUCUUUGUAAAUCAGCUGUUAUACUUAUACUCUCAAUGUCAGUAGACCAACAUCUUAUGUAAAUCAGUGUUUUGUUUUUUUUUAGUAUCUGUUGCACUUGAAGGCAGAGGUACCUAUGUGCCCCAACCACUGGGACCUAAAGCACCAGGUAAUUGGGACAAAAGUAUUGAUAUUAUUUCCCUGUUAGCACUUAAAGCAAAUGGAAAUAUUUUAAAAGCCAAUUGAGCCGUUUCCCAAACUAUGUACAGCAUUAACAGCUUUCCUAUAGAGUGCUAUUAUUUCUCUGUGUGAUCUUUAAUAAUAUUUAUAAGGGAUUGUGAACAUUUGAAGAGAAAUAAGAUAGACUUACAUUGUAUAAAUAUUAAAUAUAUGUAUAGUUUUAUGGAAAGGCUACCUAUGCACACUACAUUGGAAGAGGAUCUUAUAAUUUUUCUCACUUAAGUGCCAAAAAUCUAUCUUUCUAUCUGAUAUUAUAAGUGAUUUCUGUAAAAAAAAAUUUAAAAAAUUGUUUUCUGUUCAUCUCCUUUUCUGAUAAGUUGAUAAUUUAUUGUGUGUAUAUUGCUUCAUGCACUGUCGACAUGAAUGAUAUUUUGUUUGAUAUGAUGUGU